AUGCCCCCCGCGCUUCCGUGCGCCGCCCCCGCGGCCGCCGCCGCGCGCUCGCGCGCGUCGUCGUUCGUCCGCGAGAAGACCGUCUCCGUCGCGCCGUCGGGGACGACGGCGAUGCGCGUCGCGCGCGCGUCGCGCGCCGAGAGAUUCGCCGCGAGAAUUCUCCGCGACCGCACGACGAGCGAGGCGACGUCGCGCGCGUCGCGCGUCGUCCCGAACGCGCGUCGUCAAUACGGAUACGCGUACGGAUACGCGUACGGAUACGCGUACGGGCAGUGGGGCGGGGACGAGAUGGACCCGGAGUGGGGCGGCGGCGCGGCGAAUCGCGUCGCGUCCGCGCCGUCCGCGGCCGCGACGCCGGCGCCGAUCGACGAGCCGUCGAGCGGGGCCCCGAGCGACGCGUCGUACGAGAAGCGACCGGAGUCCGCGCUCCCGGCGUAUCGCCAGGACCCGCGCGUCGUCGCCGCGCUGAAGCGCCAGUACGCGAGACCGCCGCCAACGCCGUACCAGCGCGCGGGCUCCGCGGGCGCGAUCCAGUACGAGCGCGCCAAGGAGGAGUCGCGGGAGAAGGAGAAGACGUCGUGGUGGGAAAAGGCGAAGAAGAUCGACAAGAGCACGAUCGCCGCGCUCGGCGGCGCCGCGCUUCUGAGCUACGGGUUCAUCUCCAACUUGUUCUACGUCUCUUCGCUGCUUCUCGCGACGUACACGGCGGUCAAAACGCACGGGGUGUCCCCGCUCGUGAACGCGGCCGCGAUGAAGACGUUCGGCGCGUCGUAUUUCGGCCUGUGGAUGAUCCAGAACUUCCUGAGGCCCGCGAGGAUGGGGCUCAGCGUCGCGAUAUCCCCCGGCACGGAUAAGAUCGUCGAGUUUUUCCGUCGGUACGUCCCGCGCAACGAGAAAGGGCCCGCGUUCGCGCUGACGGUGUUUUGCGUCAACGUGUUGGGGACGUUCGCGUACAUGUUCGGCGGAUUCUUCUUGAUCCAGGCGCUGACCGGGGUGUCGCUCGAGCUGAGCAGCCUGAGCGGGCUCUUAGUCGCCGCGAAAGCCGCGCGCGGGGGACCGGCGUGA
Molecule: messenger RNA, 1065 nt
Organism: Micromonas pusilla CCMP1545
Lineage: Eukaryota; Viridiplantae; Chlorophyta; Mamiellophyceae; Mamiellales; Mamiellaceae
Exons: 2
Coding region: 1-1065 (354 amino acids)
Source: RefSeq, a predicted model, not a curated record